This is a messenger RNA of Cucurbita maxima (winter squash), 1101 nucleotides long. RefSeq lists its product as uncharacterized. The coding region runs from base 123 to 872 and encodes 249 amino acids. The transcript has 2 exons. NCBI's taxonomy places the organism in Eukaryota, Viridiplantae, Streptophyta, Magnoliopsida, Cucurbitales, Cucurbitaceae. Gene Ontology annotation, cellular component: chloroplast thylakoid membrane. The record is from RefSeq and is a predicted model, not a curated record.
ACAGGCCAUCCACCAUUUUACCCAUAAGAAUAUCAAAAAAGAGAGAAUCAUCGGCCAUUGGAGGAGCUGCCCUCCUCUCUGAAUCCUCCUCUAUGGUUGAGCCUUGAACCCUACUCACAAAUAUGGCAGUUUCUCUGAAUCUUCUCACCGGCUUCAACUCAACGAAGUUGCAAGCCACUUACGAGAACAUUUCAAGAUCCACAUUUCCGAAGGUCAGCAAAUCGACAUCCUUGUAUGCCACGUAUGGCACAACAAGAGGAAUUGCAAAGGAGAGAAGACAAAGACUGUCUCGCUCACUUGCAGCUACAGGAAGCAACCAGGUAGACACGGACACCAAUGAGAAGAGUGCUGGAAUUACUGGAAGAACUCCUUCUGAUAACAUUUCCUCAGCUGUGAAUCAAUCGCCUUCAGAUGAGAAUAGAAAUCCUCAACUAAUUGUUAACAAUGAGGAGUCUUCUUCUCAAUCGUCUGAAGUUUCCAAUGAACAAGUAAUGUCUUCAGAUGCAAGUUCAUCUCCUGAUCCACAAUCCACAAGAAAAUCUCCUCUAACUGCAAGAGAAAGACUAAGGGCAGCCCGUGUUCUUAGCCGUUACAACGAUUCAAAGACCACCAAAUCAGACAUGGGCAGCAAAGUAUUGGAAGCGUUACGAGAGAGUGAUCGUGGUAAGAAAAGGUCGAGGCUUCCCGAAGCGCCUACUAAUUUGUUUGACGACAGCAAGCGAGGGAUGCCAAAAGCAGGCUUGACUUUUCAGUUCCCUGGGGGUUCAGAUCUGUUCGUCAUUGCCUUCUCGUUCGUUUUCAUUAGCUCAGUAAUGUUUGCUACCACUUACAUUGUGUGGAAAGUUGGUGCAAUCCAUUUUAAUGAGUAUUGAAGUGUUCUGCAAGGAGGUUAGUUCAUUCUCUCUUUUAAAGCUGCCACUUGCUACAAAUAGUUCUUUGAUCUCCCUCUAUAAUGAAACACUUGGAUGCUCAUAUUUUGCUAGAUUCCUGUCUUUAAUGUUUUCAUAGUCUUCAAUGUAUAGUAGCUUUUCGCUCAUUUUGAUUUCUGUAGUUUUGUUCGAGUUCUUAAACAAGAAACUACAAUUGAAGUUCAUCUUUGUG